AACACCUUUAGCACAUCUGUUUUAAACAAUUAACAACGGUCUGUUGAAUUGGUGACGAUUCGGUUUCGUAAUUCUUUAAGAGAUAUUUGUUUACUACAAAAUGGGACGAGAAAAUGAAUAAUAAAAAGGUGUCCCAUCUUCCCCCACCCUACUAUUUUAUUAUUAUUAUUUUAACACUGCAUUUUUUUGUUAGAUUACGUUGUUAAUUAACUUAUAAUGUUGAAAUGGCGAACAGAACCUUAACAUACGAAUGUAAUCAACCGAUUAAAGUCUCAAUACUCGGUGCUAAAGGAACAGGGAAAACCAGCAUUGCGUUGCAGUAUGUAGUUGGGCAGUAUGUUGAUUCACCACCCACUACAGUAAUUGAAGAUGUUUACAGAAAACGAAACGAAAUUAUGUUAACUGAACCACGGACCACAGAAUAUUUAUGUGAGAAAUGGGGAAUGAAAAACAGCAAUAAAACGAAAUGGCUAAGUAGGUUAUCACAGAGCUCCCCUACAGUUCAACCAGAGGUCAAAGCUUCGGGAAUAAAGGUCAAGUUUGGGUUGGAGGUCACUGAUACUGCUGGAUACUGCAAAACGUCAACCCUUCGUCCAGCACAAAGAAGUUUCUUCAACAAAAUUUCAUUUCGUCGAAAACGCCAUGUUUCAAGUACCAAGCAAAAACUUGGGGAACCAACUGGAGACCGGGUAAGGUCGUCGUUAGGUGUCGCCAGUCAGACUGCUCGACACGACGCCUGUUUGUCCAACAGCGAUGCUGUCAUCAUCGUUUAUGACGUCACAGACGAAAAGACUCUUUCCGUCGCUUGUGACGUAAGAGAACGACUUGUUCGGUGUCGACGCACCGAAUGUAGACGGCGAACAUCUUGUUUUAAACAAAUAAGAAAAUGCUUUUGUUUUGGUGAAAAAAAGUACAGUGACGUAGAAAGGAGAAACGAUCUUCCACCCGUGUUUCUUGUUGGCACACAUUCAGAUGCACGACAAGUGGACAAGUCGCAAUUUUUUGACAUGAAAUGUUCACGUGACCAUGGCACGCUUCUGGCGCGAUCUGUUUCUGAAGCAACAAUGCCAAAACGAUCUCUCACUGCGCAUGACGUUUAUCACGUCAUAAAAGAAUGGAGCGAGUGCGUGGGAUUCGCCGAGGUGACGUCACGAGACAAUGACAUAGUCGAGCAGAUUUUCCACCAGUUGAACCUUGCGGUUAUUACUUCAUCCCCCGCAGAGCGAUGGAUAAAAACAGUUUGAUCGCCCGCUGUCUUAAUUGUUCUAUUGUUUAACAACAAUAGAUGUUUCUUUGUAAACAAGCGAUUUUCCUGUUCUGAAAGAACAUCGCCCGCAGUCGGGAAAUAUAUUUCAAUGUAAUUGUGAACAGACAGCUUUCUUUGGUCUGAAGAAGUGAAAUUGACCUUUUCUUUUUCUUAACACACUGUGAGCCUUUUUUGUUAUGUCAAAUCUCCUCAAGGGAUUUCUGUAUUAAUUGUUGACAGUUUUCAGUAUACAGUCGUUGUUGUUUUGCAUAUAAAAUAUUUAUAACAUUGUCUUUAAACAGCUCGAACGUCUGUACCAGAAUGGAUAUUCCUCCUAAAACCUAUAACCGCCAGAAGUCAGUAGUGUGCUGUCCCAAAGUUCCCUCAGUCUGUUUGUAGACUAAAAUAUCACGUGAUGUUAGGUGAACUGCGAAGAUUUUCUUGUUUUCGGAAAUUUUUCGGUGGAUUUGUUGGUCUUUCAUUCUUAUAAAUAUAACGAAAUAUACAUUUUAUCGGUC
Messenger RNA from Ciona intestinalis (vase tunicate), 1764 nucleotides. RefSeq lists its product as uncharacterized. The record is from RefSeq and is a predicted model, not a curated record. Gene Ontology annotation, molecular function: GTP binding. NCBI's taxonomy places the organism in Eukaryota, Metazoa, Chordata, Ascidiacea, Phlebobranchia, Cionidae. Gene Ontology annotation, cellular component: membrane. Gene Ontology annotation, biological process: signal transduction.